AUAGUUUCGCUUUUCCAGAGCCGUGCCAAGAAAGGCGAGAGACGAGAACUUUAUGCAAGCGAUGCAGAACUGCGUGCUCACGGGCGCAACCCGAGGAGGGGAACGUAUAUAAGCGUCCUGUGAGGCGCCGGUUGAGCAAAAACGGUGCAAAGGGAGUAGCAUUGCUAACAUGUAUAACGAACAUUUACAACUUCCCUGUAUCGGCAGCGACGAAUUGUAUUUUCCGUCACUUCUGCUAAGUUGUCAGCGAUCUGUCAAUCAGUGUGACUUCACGCGCAACACGCCCUUGAGCUUUCAGUUCCGCGAGGCGUUCUCUUGCCAUCUCCGCUCCCCCCCCUGCUCCGCCUGAGAUAAUGUGUGGGCGCGUGUGCGCGUGGACUCGGGAGUAAUCGGAAGGCGCAAGCAAAGGAGGAGAGAGAGCGCGAGAGGCAGAGAGAGAGAGUGCAAGCAAGGAGGGGAGAGAGAGAGAGCGCAAGCAAGGAGGGGAGAGCGAGAGAGAGAGAGAGAGGAGCGCGUCCUCUCUCGGUGCACUUUGCAGUUAGUUGCGGGCUUCUGUUGCUGGUGUGGCGGAUUGCUGGUCGCAGGGAACUUUACCACACUGGAUCCCAAAGUCCGUCUCUCUCACGUGCGCAGUUCGGAGCUGCCAUGGAUCUUGCGCCUGGAUUGGCAUUCUUAAUUAUUUUGCCGUUAUUUCUGCACACGAACGGUCUCUAUAUCGCCAGUAGCGUAGGCUCCCUGCAGCAGGUGCUGGGGGAGUAUGGACUGGUCAGGCCGGUGAGCACAGACGCUGAGGGCAGGUUCCUGUCGCACGUCGUGUCGGCCGGCCGUUCGGGCGGGCAGCCCCGUAGGCGCUGGCGGAGAGAGACGGGAGCGGCGGAGCACCGGGGGACGGAGCAGGAGGAGGAGGACAACGAGGAGGAUGAGGAGGAAGGGCGCGGCGGCGCCGGCGGCGGCGGCGGCGGCCGGCUCUUCUACAACGUCACGGUCUUCGGCCGGGAGUUCCACCUGCGCCUGCGGCAGAACGCGCGGCUGGUGGCGCCCGGGGCCAAGGUGGAGUGGCAGGACGACGACGGCGACGGCGUCGGUGGCGGCGGCGGCGGCGGCGGGGGCGAGGGGACGCGGAGCGAGCCGCUGAGAGCCGACUGCCUCUACGUGGGCGACGUCAGCGGAGUGAGCGGCGCGUCCGUCGCCAUCAGCAACUGCGACGGCCUGGCUGGGAUGAUCCGCACGGAGCAGGAGGAGUUCUUCAUCGAGCCCCUGGAGCGCGGAGGUCACGUGACGGGGGAGGAGGAGGGCGGAGCCGGGCGGCAGCACAUCGUGUACCGCUCCUCGGCCGUCAAGAAGCCGCCCGCCAACCUGUCGGAGGACUUCCACUCCAGAGGAGGAGCGGAGCUGGGGGGGCUGCUGGACCUGGAGACUCUGUACCGGGGGGUGGAGCAGAACCUGAACCAGAGCAGACGGGCCCGGCGCCAGACGGUGGACCGGGCCUACAACAUCGAGGUGCUGCUGGGCGUGGACGACUCUGUGGUGCAAUUCCACGGCAAGGAGCACGUGCAGAAGUACCUCCUCACCCUCAUGAACAUCGUGAACGAGAUCUACCACGACCAGUCCCUGGGGGCUCGGAUCAACGUUGUUCUGGUGCGGAUCAUCAUGCUGGGCUACGGAAAGUCCAUGAGCCUGAUAGAGCUGGGGAACCCGUCUCAGAGUCUGGAGAAUGUGUGUCGCUGGGCCUUCCUGCAGCAGAAGCAGGACUCGGGCGACGCGGAGUACCACGACCACGCCAUCUUCCUCACCCGCCAGGAGUUUGGGCCCACCGGCAUGCAGGGUUACGCCCCAGUGACGGGCAUGUGCCACCCGGUGCGGAGCUGCACUCUGAACCAUGAGGACGGGUUCUCCUCUGCAUUCGUAGUGGCACACGAGACCGGACAUGUGCUGGGUAUGGAGCACGACGGCCAGGGGAAUCGCUGUGGAGACGAGGUGCACAUGGGGAGCAUCAUGGCCCCAUUGGUGCAAGCUGCCUUCCAUCGCUUCCACUGGUCCCGCUGCAGCCAGCAGGAGCUGGGCCGCUACCUGCAUUCCUACGACUGUCUCCGUGACGACCCCUUCGACCACAACUGGCCGUCGCUGCCGCGGUUACCGGGGAUCCACUACUCCAUGAACGAGCAGUGCCGCUUCGACUUCGGCGCCGGCUACAUGAUGUGCACUGCGCUGCAAAAGGUGGGCCAGUCAGGAACACAGGUAAGGCAUUACCCCCCCCCAUCCCCCCCCCUUCUUUGGAGCGGUGUAGCCACAUGUUUGUUUUCUGCCAAUCAAUAUUAUCGUCGUUACUUCCUUAAUGGUGUCAUUCUUUUUUUUUUCGUUUUUCCGUUUUUUCUGUUUGUCGCCAUUGUGGUCAUUUUAUGGGCACGCGUGCUGCAGGACACUAAAGGCUAACCCCCCAUGUUCCUGCCGCACGCUGGUCCGUCCGAGCGCUUCACGACUCCGGAGAGAGAGAGAGGAGGACGUUCUUUUUUUUUUUUUACCCGUCUCCUCUCGCCUCAUUAUUUCAGUUGAAAUUUGAAAAUUUAAGCUUCCGAAAGAUAUAGCUACGCUUAUUCGCCAUGAAAGUGCCAGUGCCACGGGGAUUGGACAUUUCCCACUUGCUGUAAAUACUGGGAAAGUCGUAUUUUUGGUUUUAGUUUUAUUUCAUGUUCAAUGGCUGCUAGCUAAUGUUACCGUGUCGGCUAGCUAGGCACCUUGAUUAACUAUGUUAAUUUUACUUAGCCUGUAAGUCAGCUACUAACUUUACCUGAUGCUAACGUGCUAGGUUAUCUCAGGUAAUGGAGCGAGUAGGUCAAGUGUCUGUGUACGUCAGUUUUUUUCCGCGAUUUAUUACUUUAGACCCGAGGUCGUCCAGCCUUUUCUGAAAAGGGCCGGUGUGGGUGCGGGUUUUUGUUUUAGUCCAGGACUACCACACCUGUUUUAACCAAUCACGGUCUUCGGUCAAGCCCUUGAUGAGUAGAAUCAGGUGCCUUGGGCGUUGGGCUAAAACUAAAACCUGCACCCACACCGGCCCUUUUUCGGAUAAGACUGGACGACCCCUGUUUUAGACGCAUCACUAAAAAGUGAGUCGGUGCCUUUCAUGGGACAACCGCAUCCACCGUGCGGUCUCUAGCCAGUUGUUGCUACGGUGCGUUACUACGGCGAUGAUGCUGCGUGCGUUACUACGGCGAUGAUGCGGCACUUUCAUGGCGCGAGAGUCUCGCCUCUUUCGUCUUCUUCCGGCUGUCUGACAGGGGGUGAUAACGUAGCGACGCGGUUACUGUGAGCUCUGGCGUAGAAACCCGAGGGGAUCUCCUGCAGUCAGAGGGGCGCGUCGGGUUUGUCGGUUAGAAACAGAGCAACGCAGGUGUUGACUGGUGGACACUUCCUGGGGACCCAUUUUCUGUAUCUGUGCAUUGCCGAUAGGCAUCCACCAAUCGCCGUUGCUGUUGUUCUGUUUGCUGUUUAUCUAACGUGCUCUGUGAUUGGUGGAGCUCCUCUUGGGAUUCUGUGUAGAAUGAACCCCAGUCUCCGUGCGUGGAGGGCGUGGGGUAGAUUCUGCUCCCACUGGCUGACCCUAGAUCAGUCCCAGCUCACGUCACUUAAUGGCCGUGGUCCAGACUAACAGGGGAUCCACUGAUCCAGGGUCAGCCCUUAAGGGUAGAGUCUGCCUGGAGUGGGGGGGGGGUGGCGUCCGCCUGGAUCUAAAGUUGCUAGGGGCGACCAAAUGAGAGAUGAGGAUGGGGGCGUCAGCAAAGGUGGCUGACGACGUCCCACUCCUGGAUUAAAAUUUUUUAGAGCGGCAAAUUUUCUUCGCCUCCGUAGGCUGCGCAUAAUCAGCUGUUUCAACCCUGCCGCAUCUUCCUCAUCGUUUGAUUUCGUUUGCAUGCGUUGGCUUUGUGUCCGUGACCUCUGCCCCCCGAGAGGCAGCUGUGAGCCGUGCGGUGGCUACAUGACGUCAGCCUGGAUGGGUCCACGUUUGUGCUUCUCUGCCCAUCGCACAGAUGCACCUUCCGUCCAGUGCUGCUCUGGGCCUCUCUCUGCUGUGUGUGUGUGUGUGUGUGUGUGUGUGUGUGUGUGCUGCUGUGUGUGUGUGUGUGUGUGUGUGUGUGCGUGUGUGUUGAGUCUCUCUCUGCUGUGUGUGUGUGUGCGUUUCUGAGUCUUUAUCUGGUGUGUGUGUGUGUUGAGUCUCUCUCUGCUGUGUGU
Molecule: messenger RNA, 4227 nt
Organism: Anguilla rostrata (American eel)
Lineage: Eukaryota; Metazoa; Chordata; Actinopteri; Anguilliformes; Anguillidae
Product: A disintegrin and metalloproteinase with thrombospondin motifs 2-like
Exons: 10
Coding region: 646-2433 (595 amino acids)
Biological process (GO): proteolysis; extracellular matrix organization
Cellular component (GO): extracellular matrix
Molecular function (GO): metalloendopeptidase activity
Source: RefSeq, a predicted model, not a curated record